Molecule: messenger RNA, 4156 nt
Organism: Scatophagus argus
Lineage: Eukaryota; Metazoa; Chordata; Actinopteri; Scatophagidae
Gene: map2k5
Product: mitogen-activated protein kinase kinase 5
Exons: 22
Coding region: 332-1648 (438 amino acids)
Biological process (GO): protein phosphorylation
Molecular function (GO): ATP binding; protein kinase activity; protein binding
Source: RefSeq, a predicted model, not a curated record
AUUGUGGCUUCCUUAAAACUAGCUAUAUGGCUGUAUAUCUCCGUUAACUCAGUGUAAAACUGCCCUAGGCAGCAGGCGAAUAUACAGUUACAGUUCAAGCUUAACCUUUCAUGAAGUUAUGACGUGACUUCGGUGUCGGCAGUGACUGUUAACGUUUUUAAAUAACCGCGACACUUCACACAAGUGUCUGGACUGAGCAGGAUGCUAGCGUGUGUCGUUAGCAAACCACUGCAGGAAAUUAGCUUGUUAGCUUAGACAGGCAGCCAAGUGUUACUAUGAAGCUUCACUUUUCCUCUUUGUCCUCAUACUCGAUUUAAAUAACCUCUGCGCCAUGAACACCGAGGCAAUAGUAAUCCGUAUAAAAACGCCGUCAGGGGACAUGGACUCGUCCGUCGACUGUCCAUCUCUUCUGAAUUUCAAUGACUUACUGGUUGCAAUCAGAGAUGUCAUGCCUGAAGCCACUGUCACAGCCUUUGAAUAUGAGGAUGAGGUGGGGGAUAGAAUCACUGUGAGAAGUGACGAAGAACUCAAAGCUAUGUUGUCAUAUUACUGUAACACAAUGAACGAACAACGCAUGAAUGGACUGCUGCCGGACCCUCUGCAGAUUUUUCCACGAGCCGGCAAGACUCCAGGGAUCCGGAACAUACAUGGCCUGAAGGUUAAUACAAGACCUAACCCAACAAAUGACUGCACUCAUGCUGUCCCCGACUCCAUGGCCAACAACAGCUUAAAAAAAUCUUCUGCCGAGCUGAAGAGGAUCCUGACAAAUGGGCAGAUAAAUGCCCAAGAUAUCCGCUAUCAAGAGCAGCUUGGCCAUGGAAACGGAGGCACAGUUUACAAAGCGUACCACGUUCUUGGCAGGCGAGUUUUAGCUGUCAAGGUCAUUCCCCUGGAUAUCACAGUGGAAUUACAGAAGCAGAUCAUGUCGGAAUUAGAAAUCCUGUACAAGUGUGAUUCACCGUACAUCAUCACUUUCUUCAGUGCCUUUUUUGUAGAGAACAGGAUAUCCAUAUGCACAGAAUUUAUGGAUGGUGGUUCUCUCGACGUGUACAAAAGAAUUCCAGAGCACGUCCUGGGGAGGAUAGCAGUGGCAGUAGUUAAAGGCCUGACAUAUCUGUGGAGCCUGAAGAUACUUCACAGAGAUGUCAAGCCCUCCAAUAUGCUGGUGAACACCCGGGGACAAGUCAAGCUCUGUGACUUUGGUGUCAGCACACAGUUGGUGAAUUCUAUCGCUAAAACGUAUGUGGGAACUAACGCAUACAUGGCGCCGGAAAGGAUAUCGGGAGAACAGUACGGCAUCCACGCAGAUGUCUGGAGUGUGGGAAUCUCGUUCAUGGAGUUGGCGCUGGGCAUGUUCCCCUAUCCACAGAUUCAGAAAAACCAAGGAUCUUUAAUGCCUCUCCAGUUACUGCAAUGCAUCGUUGAUGAGGAUCCUCCAGUUCUUCCUGUCGGCCAGUUCAGUGAAAAGUUUGUUCACUUCAUCACUCAGUGUAUGCGGCGGCAACCCAAAGAGAGGCCUGCCCCUAAUAACCUCAUGGAACAUUCAUUCAUCAUUCAGUAUAACGAUGGAAACGCAGAGGUGGUUUCCAUGUGGGUUUGUCGCUGUCUGGAGGAGAGACGAGCUCAACAGGCUCAGGGACACGUCUGACGUCCUCCUGCUGUCCGCCCACGUUGGACCAGGACGUUUGAUCCCAAACCUUGAACACUUAACGGCUUCGGGGUCAAGUACGUCCAUGUGCACUGUACAAGUGACUUUAUAUACAAGGACAAAUAUCACUAGAUGUCGAAUACUUCUUGUGAGUAAAUCUCACACGAAGUAUUUAUGUGUCUUGCGCUGUGACAUUGAGGAGCUCCUUUGAACUCUGAAUAUCUGCAUCCAAAACGUGCACAGAAACCUGCGCUGUCUUUACUUGCGGUGGUCUCCAUCUGCAGCUUCAUCCCGCCGUGCUUCAGGAGUAUACUGAAACCCAGUGAGCGUCGCAGGUCCAACUGAACUAAAUAACUUCAGAGUGUAAGACUGCAAUACGCUGGCAGUCAUCCUCUGUUUGUGGGAUGGGAUCUCAAAUAACCGGCUUGUGCUUUACUGUUGACAGCCCUCUCGUGAAUGUUAAGGUUUUUUGCCUGUGAGUAACUGCCCAUGUGUGUGCCUGUUUUUCCAGUGGUGUAAAUUAAUACCUCAGCAAACUUCGGUUGUACCUGUAACAGGAAGGGUCCCCCCCCCCCCCAAAAGAAAAACUACUAGUUUCGAUACCAGGACUAGAACAUUUGUACUCAGUUGUCUCCUAAUCCUGUGAGGAUACAAAGCUCGGUCUCUGUCUUAAGGAAUGUUUAAAUGAACAACAAGCCUGUGGUAUCAAAGAAUUUGAGACGCUUCUGCAGUGUUAAAAUGGAGUGAAAUGUUGACACGGACAAUGACAAAACGGUUCAUUGUUCACACCCACCGGGAGGAACCAGGGUUUAUUUCCAUUUUGAUCCUGCCUUUUUAUCUUUUAUUUCCAUUUGAAUGAACGGUCGGAGAGGAACUUGCGCUGGAGCAGUUCUCCGUGUUCAUUCAGCAGCCAUUUACGCAAACGCAACAUGAUCCGUAACUCUUCUUCCCCUUGCAAACCAGUUUUAAGCUUUUGUUUUAUCCACUUCUUCAUCAGUAAAUCCUUUAGGAAGAUAUGUCAUGUGCUUUACCAAAAUUAUACAAUUCUGUUGCGUUGCCUAAUGAGAUCAGCUGAUAGGCAGUGCUGUAGAGGGGAAGCAUUAAUGCAGUGCACUUAACGCCAAAGACCGUUGACGAACCAAAUGGUGAAUUAUAUGGAUUUCUCCUGACAGAGGCGCACUUAGUGGGUAAAGUGACUGAAAUGAAUUGCUUUGACAAUGUCUUUGUGUGCAGCUGUUGAAAUAUGUCGUGCUCAAGUGCAAUUAAAUGCCAUUACUUCCACAAAGGCACAGGAAACACAGCCAGCGGUGACGCGUGCAGCGGGAGCAUCGCUGGAAACAAACCUAACAGCAGUAUGUCAGGGCAACAAAAAAGGCUUAAAGCAUCAUUUUGUUAUACAUGUGGUGAGUACUUUCUUCAGUAUGCUGGUUGUGUACUCUGCUGUGUCCAAAUCCAUACUACACACAUAUGAAAUUUGUCUGGUUUUUGAUGGCCGACAAAGCAGUGUGUGGAAAACUGAUUGAAAAUGGCAGAGUGGCAGCUCCAGUAUCUUCUUGAAAACAAAAAAAGGAAAUCCAAUUCAGUUUUAGCUCAUGGUCAGCUUACUGGCUUCUAGAACUAGAAAGUAGAAAGUUUUGGUGCACGCUAGUAAGUGGAGUAUUUUAUCAGAUUUCUGUUCCAAAGGAUUUCUGUUUCUUAUAAAUACAAAAUCAUUCAGUUAAAAAUAUCUUAAAUACUAACCAAAACUGUUUACCAUGAAAGUUAAAUACAGCAGCCCAUACUGACAUUAACUGCUCAUCACUGCAGUGUAAUUGGUCAUAAUAGGUCAACAAGUGAAAACCAUAACAGGAAUAUAUUGACAUGGAUUUUUCCUCAGUUGCACAAAAAUUGAAAAUAUACCCUUCAUUAUAUCACACAUAUCUGAAUUAACUGUCACUGUGGGUAAAUCAAAUUCUACACAAUUAUCAGUGCAUCUGCGAGACAGAAGUUGUCCUUAAAUGCAACUUAAGCAGUGUGGUAAAACUAAUGAAUGCUUGCGAAAUAGGAGGAGUGUGAAGUGGCCGCUGGUUGCUCGUGAACACUCUGCAAAUAUUAAUGUAUUCUUUAAACCCAAAUGAAACCAAAAAAUGACUUAAAAAAAAAAAACUUUUUCAUUUAUCUGAACACAUGUACUUUAAACUCCAAAUCUUCUGAUAUUUUACUGUUUGGCAAUGUGUAUUCAUUGACUGUGAUUUCUAAAUAUGCAUCUGCAGUAUCGGUGAAAAUAUUUAUUAUUAUUAUUUUUUUACUUUUCAGCCUGCACAUAACAGAGAUCACCUCUUGUGACUCUAGCCCUGUUAUUUUUCCUGUCUUUGCUAAAACCACAAAGCAUUAAGUCAGUGAUGGGACUCAGCAGAAAUAUUAGUGCUGAUACAUUACUGACUGAUUAUGGCCUUUUCUGUACUUAUCUGUGUUGGCACAUAUUCCAACCAUAAUGCACAAGUAAUAAUAAAAUGUAUUUAAACAUAA